This is a messenger RNA of Lycium ferocissimum, 2341 nucleotides long. Its product is annotated as IAA-alanine resistance protein 1. Gene Ontology annotation, molecular function: zinc ion transmembrane transporter activity. Gene Ontology annotation, biological process: intracellular zinc ion homeostasis; zinc ion transmembrane transport. The record is from RefSeq and is a predicted model, not a curated record. NCBI's taxonomy places the organism in Eukaryota, Viridiplantae, Streptophyta, Magnoliopsida, Solanales, Solanaceae. The coding region runs from base 656 to 2107 and encodes 483 amino acids. The transcript has 11 exons. Gene Ontology annotation, cellular component: membrane.
AAAAACAACAAUCAUAGUACUAUGAACACUCACUAUGUUAUCCUUAAAUUCAGUAACACCUUUCUGCAAUUCUCAAAGGACCAAACUCCAUAAUUCUUACACACUUCAAACUCUCUUAUUACAAAUUCAACCCCAAAUUUGAAUCAUUUACACUAUGGAUGUUGUAACUUUUGGCAUAAUAAUAGGAAUAAUAAUACUUUUCUUCUGUGCUGUUUGUGUAAUCACCAUAGAAGGCACUUGCAAAAACCGCAAUUCUUGAUUUUCCCAAACACGUCCUUAUCAUCAUCCUCCAUAUAUUUAGGAUUUUGGUCUUACCCAGAUUGUCAAAAUGUCAACUUUAGUGAAAAUUUGUGUAAUCACCAAAGAAGGCGGUUGAAAAACAAGCAAUUCUUGAUUUUCCUAAUACCCUUUUCCCAAACACGCCCUUAACUUUCAAUCUCGCAUAAAUAUAGGGUUUUCUCCAGGUUAUUGGUCUUACCAAGAUUGCCAAAAUGUCAACUGUGAAACAGAUUUGUGUAAUCACUAUAGAAGGCACUUGAAAAACAAGCAAUUCUUGAUUUUUCCUAAUACCCUUUUCCCAAACACGCCCUUAACUUUUCAAUCCCACAUAAACAUAGGGUUUUUUCAGAAUUUUGGUCUUACCCAAAUUGUAAAAAUGUCAACUUUAGUGAAAAAGAUCUGUUUUUUCUUGAUUAUCGCUACUACUUUAGGGGUAGUGAUUUUUGGUUCUAAUGUAGAAGCAAAGGUUCUAGAAGAUUCACAUCAUCAGUGUAACCAUGGUCAUGGUCAUGUCCAUGAGGGGCAUGGGCAUCAUCAUCAUGGGGUGAGUGAUGUUAAGGAGAGGAAGCUUCUAGAGGAAUUGGCAGAAGAGGAGGAUCUGAAAUUGUAUGGAUUUGGGUCCCAUGAUGACAUGGAUGGACAUCAUCAUCAUCAUCACACACCCAAUGGAGCAAAGGAUCUUACUGGUCUUGCUCUAUGGGUCAAAGCAAUGGGUUGCUCCCUAUUGGUGAGCUUGGCUUCCCUUAUCUGCCUGAUUAUUUUGCCUUUAAUAUUUAUAAAAGGGAAGCCGUCGAAAACAGUUGUAGAUUCCUUGGCGUUAUUUGGGGCAGGAGCCAUGCUGGGGGAUGCUUUCCUUCACCAGUUGCCACAUGCUUUUGGUGGUGGACACUCCCACUCACAUGAUGACCACGAUCAUCUUCAUGAUCACUCCAGUCAGUCACAUGCCCAUUCGUUGGAGGAUCUUUCCGUUGGAUUGUCCAUUUUGGCUGGAAUUGUGCUCUUUCUUAUUGUUGAGAAGCUCGUGAGGUAUGUCGAAGAAUUUUCUGGAGGAGUCGAUGAAUGGAGUCAUGGUCAUCAUCAUCAUCAUCAUCGUCAUACACACAUCACAAAAUUGAAGGAUGACACUGAUGCUAAUGACAAUCUCCAGGAACUGUCUCAGGAGAAGAGCGGAAGCCUAUCAGAAAAGACAGCUGGAGGAAGUGGAGUGGAUGGAGUGUCUGCUGACUCUCCCAGUGGGGAGAAAUCAAGUGAAGGAGCUAUUCUCCGAAAGAGGAAAACUGGCUCUGGUGCUGCGGAAGACAAUACUGCUUUAGAUGCUCCAAAUGGGUCUACCGAUUCUGGAUCAAUUGGAGAGGAACCGGCUAAACCACGGUCAAGCCUUGUCUUUGGUUAUCUCAACCUCUUCUCUGAUGGUGUCCAUAAUUUUACUGAUGGGAUGGCACUGGGAAGUGCGUUCCUCCUUUAUGGAUCAGUUGGUGGGUGGUCAAGAACUUUGUUUCUUCUCGCUCAUGAGCUUCCUCAAGAGAUAGGUGACUUUGGAAUCUUGGUGAGGUCUGGGUUCAGUGUCUCCAAAGCCCUCUUCUUUAACUUCUUAUCUGCACUAGUGGCACUAGCGGGAACUGCACUGGCAUUGACAUUGGGACAAGAUGCUAGUCAUUCGUCAUUGAUUGAGGGGUUUACUGCUGGCGGCUUCAUCUACAUUUCGGUUGCUGGAGUGUUGGCUGAAAUGAAUAAUAGUGGGAGGACGACGUUGGUGAAUACAUUAGUCCAACUUAUCUCGCUGGUAUCAGGGAUGGCUGUUGCUCUUUGCAUCUCCCUUAUUGAAUGACGAUAUACACUACAUAUCGCUAUUGUAGAGAGGAGAGAGGGUUGGCGUUUACCCUAACAGGGAUGAGAAAAGCCUUCCGGGGUUUACCUGUUACGACACAUCCGGGCAGACUAUACACAUCAUGAGAAGUUCAUCUUUUACAUUUUGUUUUCUUCUUUUUCAGCAUUUUCGCUUGUUAUUUUGGUUGUAUAAAUCAGCGAAAGAGGAUACUAUAUGAUGUCUAAAUUCGUGAAC